AUGAUCUCGCAGUUCCCCCAAAUCUACAACGUCUACGCCAUUUGCGGCUUUGCUGCUCUUGGCGGUAUUCUGUUCGGUUUCGAUAUCUCCUCCAUGUCUGGCGCCAUCGGUACACCGGCUUACAAGAAGUACUUCAAAAACCCAGCCGGCACUCGCCAAGGUGGAAUCACUGCCAGUAUGCCAGCAGGUUCGCUCGUGGGAGCACUUUCUUCUUCUUUCCUUGCCGACCGUCUGUCGCGUCGAAACGCCAUCCAGAUCGCCGCUCUUGUUUGGGUCGUGGGAGCAAUCCUACAGGCGGCUUCCAACGGUGUCGCUCUUCUCUGUGUCGGCCGAGUCAUUGGUGGCUACGCCAUCGGUAUUUGCUCAGCGAUUGUUCCAGUGUAUCAGGCCGAGAUUGCUCCCAAGGAAAUCCGCGGACGUGUAGUUUCACUUCAACAGUGGGCCAUCACAUGGGGUAUUCUCAUUCAGUACUUCAUCCAGUACGGUUGCUCCUUUAUCGACGGAGGUGUCAAGAACCCAAACCAAGGUACUGCCGCUUUCAGGAUCCCUUGGGGCGUUCAGGCUAUCCCAGGUCUUCUCCUCUUUCUCGGCUUCUUCUUCUUCCCUCGAUCCCCACGCUGGCUAGCCUCUAAGGACCGUUGGGAUGAGGCUCUCCGAACCCUUGCGAAUCUCCAUGGUCAUGGUGAUAUGAAUCAUCCAAAGGUGCUUGCCGAAUACAAGGAGAUUGAGGAGGCACUUCGCUUCGAGCGUGAGGUGGCUGAGACGAGCUUCGCCGCACUUACCAAACCACGCAUCCUCAAACGUGUUAUUCUUGGAGUAUCCAUACAGGCGUGGAGUCAACUAUCUGGAAUGAAUAUAAUGAUGUACUAUAUCGUGUUCAUCAUGCGCGGGGCUGGCAUCGCCGACGAGCUCCUCACCGCUUCGAUCCAGUACAUUAUCAACGUAGCUAUGACCCUACCAGCUAUCAUGUACCUGGACAAAUUUGGACGACGCCCAGCUCUACUUUGCGGAUCCUUUUUGAUGGCUGUCUGGCUAUUCACUACCGGUGCUCUCCAGGCAUCAUACGGGAACCCAAAUCCGGAUAAGACCGAUAAGGAUAUCUCCUGGGUUGUUCCUCGUGAGCAUAGCGCAGUUUCCAAGGCAAUUGUGGCUUGCUCAUACCUUUUUGUUGCAACCUUUGCGACAACUUGGGGCCCGGUUUCCUGGACUUAUCCAAGCGAGCUAUUCCCCAGUAAGGUCCGCGCGAAGGCUGUGUCUCUGGCAACUGCGAGCAAUUGGGCCUGGAACUGCAUUCUCGCAUUUGCGGUCCCCCCUCUUCUGUGGUCCAUCAACUGGAAGAUGUAUAUGAUCUUCGGCACUUUCAAUGCUGUGGCGUUCAUUCAUAUGUUUCUAACCGCGCCCGAGACCAAGGGCAAGACCCUCGAAGAGAUGGACGACGUCUUUGAUUCUGGUCUGCCUGCUUGGAAGGCGGGCAAUAUCGAGUCUCGUCUUGACCGGGUUCAGCGCGAUAUCGAGGCCGGCAACCUCAAGGUCUCUGGCUAUGGCCAUGCCGAGAGGGUCAAUGUCGAACCCAAGGUCUAA
This is a messenger RNA of Pyrenophora tritici-repentis Pt-1C-BFP, 1581 nucleotides long. The record is from RefSeq and is a predicted model, not a curated record. Lineage: Eukaryota; Fungi; Ascomycota; Dothideomycetes; Pleosporales; Pleosporaceae.